Molecule: messenger RNA, 7165 nt
Organism: Pantherophis guttatus
Lineage: Eukaryota; Metazoa; Chordata; Lepidosauria; Squamata; Colubridae
Gene: MIP
Product: major intrinsic protein of lens fiber
Biological process (GO): transmembrane transport; water transport
Cellular component (GO): apical plasma membrane; plasma membrane
Molecular function (GO): water channel activity
Source: RefSeq, a predicted model, not a curated record
GAGGGGUGGUGCAGCAAGCAGCAGUGAGCUUCAAGAUCAUCCUGCUGCACCCUGCUCAGUCUCUGUCCUCCUCCUGACCCAUCAUGUGGGAGGCACGCUUAUCCUCCUUUUGGAGAGCUGUUUUUGCCGAGUUCUUCGGGACUAUGUUCUAUGUGUUUUUUGGGCUGGGGGCUUCCCUUCGCUGGAUUGUUGGCCCCUUAAAUGUUCUACUAGUGGCCCUGGCUUUUGGCUUGGUAGCAGCCACCAUGGUACAGUCUCUAGGCCAUGUAAGUGGUGCCCACAUCAACCCAGCUGUUACCAUGGCCUUUCUGUUGGGCUCGCAGCUUUCCCUCUUCCGUGCUGUCUUCUACGUGGUGGCCCAGGUGUUGGGAGGACUGGCCGGUGCAGCUGUGCUUUAUGGAGUCACCCCAGCAGCACUACGGGGUAACCUGGCACUCAACACGAUACACCCUAGUGUAAACGUAAGCCAAGCUACCAUUGUGGAAAUCAUCCUGACCCUACAGUUUGUCCUCUGUGUCUUUGCCACCUACGAUGAGAGACGUAACGGACGCAUGGGAUCGGUGGCCCUGGCAGUUGGAUUCUCCCUCACACUUGGACACCUCUUUGGGAUAUACUACACAGGAGCUGGCAUGAAUCCUGCUCGAUCCUUUGCCCCAGCUGUCAUAACCCGUAACUUCACCAACCACUGGGUAUAUUGGGUUGGACCAAUUAUUGGUGGUUUGAUGGGUGGCUUUUUGUACGACUUCAUCUUAUUCCCUCGGAUGCGUAGUAUCUCAGAACGUCUGUCUAUUCUCAAAGGUGACCGGCCUAUUGCAACCAAUACAUCCAGAGAACCUCCAGGGGAUCCUAUUGAGCUGAAGACACAAGCACUAUAAACAGUGACCGUAGGGUGGCACAACAUAGCACAUACACACAUCCCUGCUCUGGGGAGAGAUGGGGCAGAAUAACUGGCCCAGUAUACAGACUGUUAUUGCUCCUGGCCAGUGGGAAGAGGUUGCACAAAGGAGAAACAAAUCAGAGGGGAAAAUAUGUUAUCCAGUCUUUCUCUCUCAUAAAAACAAAGUAACAGACACACAAAACACGGGAUAAUAGAAUGCAGAGAGUGCAGUUGGGCGGGGAGGGGGACUAUGUCAUUGCCUGGUUUUUAAACGAUUUAUUUUGCGGUGAAAAGUCUUAAAAACAGUUUUGUGGGGGGAAACAAAAGGUAUAAGCGAAUAACUCUGCUUUGAAUUCUUGCAAAACUUGCAUUCCCUUCACAUCUAUUAUGCUGAGUCACCCUUUGCAGACCUCGCUGCUCUCCCUCCUGCGCCUGAGUUGUUGUGGGAGGCAGAUUGUUUAGUGUGGGAUUGCUAGAGUUCUUUGUUGAGUUUGCCAUUGGCAUCUUUCAAUUCCCCUGCUGCUCCUAAUAUUCUGGCUCCAGCUUUGUGCGCUGUGCCAGCAAGGUAUGAACCCUUGGCUCAAGUGGGUUUGAGGACUUGAAUAGGAGGAACAAUUCUUUCCUUCGUCAAAGUAGCUCCCCCCCUUGGAGGACUCAUGCUCAGAUUAUCUAUUGACAUAGGAUGGUGAGAGUAGUGAGGAAGAGCAAGUGACUUGUGGCCACGUAGAAUAUAUACAUAUAUAAUUUUGGCUUGUGCGUACGUGAGAAACAAUUUUGGGGGUAAGUAAAUGCAGAGCCAGAGCCAGAACCUCAGCAGGGAACAAACAUCACUGAAUAAAGCAUGUGCUUACAUAGAGAAGGUCUCAGUUCAAUUCCUGGCAUCUUAGGUAGUAACCUCAAUAUGCUCAGUGCUGAUCUUGGACCUGCUGCUAGUAGCCAGCUCUGGAUUUUUGUGCUACGCAAUAAAUAGCUCCGCUAUAAAAUUCAAAAUGCCAGGUAGGGAUUUAGCAGUCUAAGUAAGAACAUCUUAUAACACCUAUUUCAAACAUCAAUCACUAAAUCAAAAUAAGUUUCCUGAGGGGGGAAGUAUCUAGCUUUUUAUUUAAAAUAUUUAUUGAUGUGUUUACAUUUGUGUCGUUUCUUUCCAUCAGAAGCUGCUGCUGUUUCAUUUUCCUCACUAUCCCACGUAAUUUAUCUCAGUGCUAAAAAAAAUGAAGUGAAAUAGAAUUAGGGCAUGGUCUCGCUUAUCUUUAGGAUAGGGUUGCCAUAUCUGGACUGCAGAAAUCGUGGCAGCCAACAGAAGGUACCAAAAGGGUUUUAUGUAUCUCUCUGCUGCCAUCUAAUUGUCAGCAAGCCUAUCAUAAUAUGGGAAUUCUAUUUUAAGCAGAUUGAAACUAUUCCAUCAGUUUGAGUUUAGCCUAAUUUGAAAUUAAACUUUCAAGCCCCACAACUUCAUCCUCAAAGGCACACUUAGGGCAAGAGAUGAGAAGAAUAAAUCGAAUACAAAGGAGAGUUGAUGUUGAAUCUGAAUCUCUAUAAUCCUCCCCUCAUCCAAACUACAUUUUAUGAAUUGCCUUUUAAACUGUAGGCUUAGCCAUACAUAUAGCUUCAGUGAAGUUCCUUUCAUAAACAUAGAACUUGUGAAAUGUUGUGGGCUCCAUUUUUCAUUGCUACCAUAGUCUAUUCCAACAUAUUCUCUGAUACUAUUUCACAUCCCUUUUCUUAUUUGCUAUGAAGACACUGCAUGGAAAUAGUCCUUUUUUGUAGAAUCCUCUAGGACCUCAAUAUGGAGACUCAAUAAAGCUGUAAAAGAUGACGUACUUUUUAGAACUGAAAGUUCUGCUCGGAUGCUUGAAGUAAGAAACAGCACAAACUCUGAUCAAACUAAAGCAAACAACUACCAUUCUUCACCAUAUUAACAAAUGCAAACAGUAUACACUCAAGAGCCCCUAAAACCAUCCUCUUCAUUAACCAAAACUAAUCUCUGGUCUCAUCAGCAUGUUUAGUAAUGCAAAGUAAUCAUCCAUUUGUAUCUCACCUUGCUUCCAUGGAAGUCAAGUUUAUUCCUCUACGGCUUGGUUUAUUCAGCAGGCUACGCUGUAUUUUAAAAGCAUAAUUUGUUGCCCAGUGAUUGGUUUCAUACAUCAUCCUAUGCUAUAAACCAGAAUGACUAGAUUCUAACAUCAUGCUACAUCAAAUAAAGUAACCACAAUAUGAUUUAGUACAGUGUAUGAACUCAGACCAUAUUAAAAGAUCCACAUGUAAAUUAUUGGUCUUCUAAAAAAUAUACAUCUUGUCAGGAAAUCUGGUAUCUUUAUUGGAGUAUCUAUUUCAAAAGUUCAGAAAAUUUGGUUGAAAAAAUGAUUAAGAUUAGAAGAGAAUAUUUGUAGCUUAGGGUUGAACUGUAGAGUCCUUGGCAAGCUCAGGAAGCACUAGGGAGCCCACAUUACAACAAUCUUCCAAUUCUUGCUGACAAAGAAUGAGUAUGGCUUUUAGAAGGAGUUAAGGAGAGGGAAGCUUUUGGCUGAUCUAACUAUUAUAAUUUUUUUUUUUUUUAGUAUUAGCAUAUGUAUUCUUGGCUAUUGAAGCAGGAGGCCAAGAUCUGAUGGGAGGAAGGUUGAGUCAUUUUGCUUCACUUAUAGACCUACUGUAUACCCCACCCCCCACCCCCGUGUAAGAGCCUUGAAUGCUGUUUCUGGACUUACCCAAAGUAUCUAGUUGCUAUAUGUUGUACAUAUGAUGCCGACUAGUUUGGUCCAGCAGAAAUUUUCUCGUAGUUAGAUGAACUAUCUAUUUUACACCGCAGGGUUGGUUUUUAGGCUCCUUAUCUCUAACAACAGCUUUUCCAACCAAAUAGGUUGGAAGUGCAGUUCCAAAGUUCCCAGAUAUCAUUGGGCUUAUUGAGAUCUAAGAGUUGCAAUCCGAUAUAUUGGAGGGGGCCAAAUUAAGAAAAGCCAAAAUGUGAGUACGAAGUGGUUUAUUUACUGGUCAGGCAGUUCUAAUAGUAGAUGUGAUUUAAGAGAUUUCACAGACAAACUAUUGGAAUGAAAAAUGUUGACCAAUAUCUCAAAAGGAAAAUGGGGAGGGAGGUUACAGUGAGUGAUAGGAGUGCAGAUGUUUCCUUCUGAAAUGAUGUCUGGGGCAUGCUUAUGAAUUCUGCAGUAUUAAUAUUUGAGGUAGAUCCUAUUUUCAGACAUUUUGGUGUGAAUUGUUUUUUUCCCCAAUCUCUCUACUAUAACUGUUAUAACAAAAAUGGUGUAAAUUCAAGGUCAGUCAACAGAAUUAACUUGGAAUCACUCCACCAGGGUCCAUCAUCAAUCCAGCUGAGUUAUAAAUCAACACAAACAGGAUGAAUCUGUCUACUAUAACAGGGUCAUUUUAUUAGGAUUGAUUUGCACUGCAGUUGGAAAUGGUUCCAUUCAGAUUAUUUACAGGAGAUGACAAUUUAUUUUUUAUGUCUUGCUUUUCCCACCCUGCCACAUGAUGCCAAGAUGUUCAUCUUUUUCAAUGCGCUGUUUAACUUUCUGUUUCACAGGUAUAAAUAACUCUUUAGUUGUUGUGUUGGGAUUUAUUUAUUUAAUUAAAUGCUAUAAUUUAUUUUUGCUAAUAGCUCUGCAUCAGAGAAAUCUGGCGAAUUUACAUGAUUACAAUUAAGGAAGAGGGACAUGGCAUGAAGCAGAAAAGUAAUUCAUUAUUUUAUACAUUCAUGUCUAAAUCACACAAGUCUCUAUUCGGCCCAAAGACUUCAGAAUACAGAGAUUUCUACUAAUUCCAAAACCUACAUUGAAUAUAGUGCUGCUUUCUUCUUUAAUACAGUUAUACUAUGGAAUUGUAUAGGAAACUAAACUUAUAAAUAGAUCUAUGCACUUCUCAACCUUUAAGUUUCAGAAUGAUUGCAUAUGGUCAACUAAAUACAUUUUGAAUAUUAGUGAAAGGAGAACAUAAUUCCCUCUCUUGCUCCACAUAAAAAACCUUAGCGGGACUGAUACUAGCAAAUACUAGGAAAGGAACUGUGCCCUCACUGCAUGGAAUGGAACAGAGAAACAGCUAUUCAACCCUGGUAUUUGCAAGCCAAGGCUGCUGUCUGAUGUACAGCUGGCUGUAUGUCUCUUUCAGUAGCAACUACAGUUAUCGGAGAGAGAGUGAUUGUUUCCAUGGCUGUUUGCAGGCUCCAGAAACAAAAUACUACAUUAAGAUCCUACUUUUUACCUAGCAGGGUUCUCAUUAUACCGGUUAUAUUCGAAAUUGGAAGAUAAAAAGCUGCCUCAAAGCCAGGAUGACUGAGUUUUAUUGCAAAAUAGAGCCAAGUGUAUUUUAAAAUAGGCACGUAAAGUUUAUAUUCUGUCCUGAAUGCACACAUGUGGCUUAUAAGAAAUAGAAUAUAAAAAGAGGCCAUUUUAAUUAAAUUUCAAUGUAUUACCCAUUUGAUUUAUAUGCCUAGGAAAUGACAAUCCUAAUUUUUUAUCUCUGUCUCCAAGUUCAAGCAGCUCAAUCUGUAAAUUGUUGCUGGGAUAAAAAUACACAAUUGACAGUGGCAAACAAAACAUCAUUAUUCCAUGUUGUAUGUUCAGAAAAAUUAUUGUAAAGACUUUUAUAUAAUUAAGUUAAAUUAACCACUAUCAUUAAGGAUCUCAAUCUAUAACAUCUUGCUAGAUUAAAAAAAAAAACAGUAAUUGACAGUCCCAAACAAAACAUUAGUACCUCCAUGCUGUGUAUCCAGACAAACUCCAGUAAAAACUUUCACAAGUAUAUUAUAUAAUGAAAUGAAAAAAAAGAGAGAACUAAAGGGAAUGAGAAAGAUUUCUUGAUGCUCCAUUCUCAUUUAUAUUGUUAUUUCUAAUGCAUCCAAUUAUUUAUUUAUUAACCUUUUGAAUUUCCAUGUAUUCUCAUGGAAAUAUUUAUAUUUGGCAAUUAUAAAGUGUGCCUUGCAUGAAUACAUGAAUAGUAUUCCCAUAUUAUUGCCAUGCAUUGCACUCCUGCAAGUUCCUUUACACUACAUUAUUCUUGUAUAUUUAAUAGUGUCUGCUGGGAGGAUGAUAAAAUACAUGUAGUCCCUGAUUUACAACAGUUCAUUUAGUGACUGUUCAAAGUUACAACAGCACUGAAAAAAGCGACUUAUGACUGUUUUUGACACUUACCACUGUUGCAGCAUUCCCCAUGGUCAUGUGACUCAUAUUUAUGAUGGUUGCAGUGUCUUGGGGUCACAUGAUCACUUUUUGCAACCUUCUGAAAAGCAAAGGGAAAGCUACUUAACAACUGUGUUACUAAUUUAACAACUGCACUGAUUCACUUAACAACUGGUGAGAAAGGUCGUAAAAAGGGGCAAAGCUUACUUAAAUGUCUUGUUCAUCAACAGAGAUUUUGGACUCAAUUGUGGUUGUAAGUCAAGGACUAUCUGUAAUUGAUUGUACAUUUAAAAAGCUAUAUGUGUAAGAUUAAUGAAGCAUGCUACAUGCUGUAAAUAAUAAAAUAAUAUGUGUGUGAGAGAGUAUAUAUACACACGUAUACACAUAUUCUGAGUCUGUAUAUUCAUGUAGUGAGGGAGAGAUCCAUCUCUACCCUUUUCAGUCAGGUAAAUCAAAUAAAUAAAUAUAUAAAUAAAUCCAGAGGGCUUUUUAACUACAUUACAAGAAAACAACAGAAACAUGUAACUAAACAAACCAUGGUAUGAUAUGUAAAAUCAUGUGGGGGUUUUUUAGUUAUAUGUUUAGCCCCUGAACUUUGAUAUGAAUGUAGGUCAGACCAUUUGCUUCUUUUUAGAAUCUAUUAGAUUUUCAAAAGCUAAAGUUCCCUGCCCGUUCGUCCCCUCACCCUCCCUUCCCCUUCAUUGAAAAAUAUGAACCAAGAAAACUUAUAGAUUUCUUCUAGUGAUGAGUUUAUCUCCCUAUCCUCUAAAUAACUGUGCAUCUUCAAGGUAGAUUAUCAGCCUUUAUAAAAGACAGAUAUCUUCAUUUAACUUCUAUUUCUAUGGUCUCCUGUUUGAUGUUAUGGCUGGAAAACUAAUUUUUGUAUGUCAUAUAUAUACUGGUUCCCAAAUCCACUUGACUAAAGUACCCCAUUUUGUCUGAGUGGCAAAUGGCCAUUUCUACUCCAGAUAUGUAUAGCAUGGUCUAGCUAGCAUAAUGUCAAUAUACCAACAAUGCUUUAUAUUGCCACAGCAGUGGCUGAGUGGCACUAGAAGACAUGGAUCACUACCAUGAAAAUUGCUAAUCCCUUUUAAUUCAUGUAAUCACUUUUGUUUCUUUCUUUUUAUUAUGGCAGAAUAAAUAAAGCCCAUCUUUCCUGUUC